Molecule: messenger RNA, 426 nt
Organism: Prorocentrum cordatum
Lineage: Eukaryota; Dinophyceae; Prorocentrales; Prorocentraceae
Source: the annotation of a GenBank genome assembly
AUGUGCAAGGCCACGCCCUUUCUGGACGGCAGCCAGCGUGACGAGCACCUCCCAGCGGCUCAGCGAGGCCUGGGCUGGUCGUGCGUGCAAGCGUCGCCAGACUCCUACCGAGCGGAGGCGGUCGAUGCGGGUCCCCCAGACUACCUCGUCGCCGAUAGCGAUCUGCUGGAGCUCUGGGCCCUGCUGCAGGCCUUGUGUUUCUCUCUGCCUGGCACAAUUUUUUACAGCGGCUCCGCCUUCGUGGUGGAUGGUAUCGAGCGCGGUCCUCGCCAGUGCUGCUCCAGCACGGCCACCUGGGCCGAAGUCUGGCGCGUGGUGUGGCAAAAAUUGCUGACUGGGGGGGCUGACUCCGUCGCCGUCGUCAAAGUCCGAGGUCACGCCACGCGCGCCGCUGUGCAAGCAGUCCAGGUCGAUCCGUUUCACUGA